Trachemys scripta elegans is the source of this 7557-nucleotide messenger RNA. It is a transcript of the gene COL11A1, whose product is annotated as collagen type XI alpha 1 chain. NCBI's taxonomy places the organism in Eukaryota, Metazoa, Chordata, Testudines, Emydidae. The record is from RefSeq and is a predicted model, not a curated record. Bases 488 to 5971 code for a protein of 1827 amino acids. The transcript is spliced from 67 exons. Gene Ontology annotation, molecular function: extracellular matrix structural constituent.
AGCACUGAGGCUCCCUGCGGGCUGCUCCUGCAAUUCCUUUCAUUCCCCAAGUAUUGAUCUGCCCUGGCUGGGCGGCUCGGGGGGCUGGUCCAGCCUGCGGGGCCGAGGGAGGGCGGUCUGUGGGCUGCCGGAGGAGGCGUGCGAUUGGCUUCUGACCUGCCUCUGGCUUGUCAGUUUGGGCUCCCGGGGGUGGCUGCCGAGUGCCUCUCGCCCAGCCCUCUGACGGGAUGGAGCCUUUAGGGGGAUGCCGUGCUCCUGGCAUUUUGAUUAAAGCCCCUCAUCUCCCUGCAGUCUGAAGGCAGGGCACCGGGGGAGGAAGGAGCGGAGGGGGCCUGCACGGAGCAAAGAGAGGGACAAAAAGAAAUCCCCUUUGGUGUUUCACGGAUGGCUCUAUAAGAGGCAGCAUCUCUGGGAAUACCGUGGAAGGGACGGAGCUGGUAUAAAUUGAAGGCGCCCGGAGUCCGGUUCACACUUGUGGGCGCCCAGCAUGGAGAUGCAGAGAUGGUCCACAAGGUGGAAAACGAAAAGGUGGCUCCGGGACUCCACUGUAACCACACUCAUCACUUUUACUUUCCUUCUCCAGGCUGCAGAGGUCAGAGGAGCUGAACCAGUUGAUGUGCUAAAAGCAUUAGAAUUUCACAAAUCACCAGAAGGAAUAUCAAGAACAACAGGAUUUUGCACAAACAGAAGAGAUUCAAAAGGAUCAGAUGUUGCUUACAGAGUUUCAAAACAUGCGCAAGUCAGUGCCCCAACAAAGCAACUGUACCCAGGUGGAAACUUUCCUCAAGACUUUUCAAUAUUAAUUACAGUAAAACCUAAAAAGGGGAUCCAGUCCUUCCUUUUAUCUGUCUACAAUGAACAGGGUAUUCAGCAAAUAGGUGUGGAAGUUGGUAGAUCCCCUGUCUUCCUGUUUGAAGAUCAGUAUGGAAAACCUGCCCCAGAAGAUUAUCCUCUUUUUAGAACAGUCAACAUUGCUGAUGGAAAGUGGCAUCGAGUAGCUAUCAGUGUGGAGAAGAAAAGUGUUACCAUGAUUGUUGACUGUAAAAAGAAAACCACAAAAGCACUUGACAGGAAUGACAGAGCAAUUGUUGACACCAACGGCAUCACCGUCUUUGGAACCAGGAUUCUAGAUGAAGAAGUUUUUGAGGGUGAUAUCCAGCAGCUGUUGAUUGUAGCCGAUCCCAGAGCAGCGUAUGACUAUUGUGAGCAUUAUAGCCCAGACUGUGAUUCCCCCGUCCCCAAUGCUCCUCAAGCUCAAGAACCUCAAGUUGAUGAGAAAAAGAAAGCCAAAGCCAAUAAGAAGAAGAGGACAGUGGCCACCAACUCAAAGAACAAACCCACAAAGGCCACAACAAAAAAAUCUGAAAAUUUUGCAUCCAAGAAGAAGAAAAGUUACCAGGCAGCAGCAAAAGGCAAACUAGGGGUAAAGGCCAAUAUUGUUGAUGAAUUUCAAGAAGAGUAUAGCGUGACUGAAACUGACUAUGGGAUUUCAGAGGGUUCCCAGACUGAGGCUCCCAGGCAAACAACUGAAGCUAAUGAGCAUAAUCCUGUUGAAGAAGUAUUUGCUGAAGAAUACCUAACUGGAGAGGAUUAUGAUUCAGAACAUAAAAAAACUAAGGAUACUGAAUAUGGAAGCAGAGGAGUAGACCUCAGUGAAUCUGAUCUUCUGGUAGAUGGAGAAUUAGGCGAAUAUGAUUUUUAUGAAUAUAAAGAAUAUGAAGAGAAACCAACCAAUCCCACUAAUGAGGAGUUUGGUCCAGGUGUUCCAGCAGAGACUGAUAUCACAGAAACAAGCGUGACUGGGCAUGGUGCUUAUGGAGAAAAAGGACAGAAGGGAGAACCAGCUGUGGUCGAACCUGGUAUGCUUGUUGAAGGACCAGCGGGACCAGCAGGACCUCCAGGUCUUACAGGUCCCCCAGGUUUACAGGGUCCCACUGGUCCUCCGGGUGACCCCGGUGAGAGGGGCCCAUCAGGGCGUCCUGGCCUUCCAGGUGCUGAUGGUUUACCUGGUCCCCCAGGUACCAUGUUAAUGUUGCCGUUCCGCUUUGGUGGAGAUGGUGAGAAGGGCCCAACAAUCUCAGCUCAAGAAGCUCAAGCCCAAGCUAUUCUUCAGCAGGCGAGGAUCGCUAUGAGAGGGCCACCUGGCCCCAUGGGACUCACUGGAAGACCAGGUCCUGUGGGCGGGCCUGGCUCACCAGGUAUUAAAGGAGAAAGUGGCGACCCAGGUCCCCAGGGUCCUCGAGGUAUUCAAGGUUCCAUUGGUCCAAGUGGGAAACCUGGCAAAAGAGGUCGUCCAGGAGCUGAUGGCGCUAGAGGAAUGCCAGGAGAACCUGGUUCAAAGGGUGAUAGAGGGUUUGAUGGUCUUCCUGGUCUACCUGGUGAUAAAGGUCACAGGGGUGAUCGUGGCCCACAAGGACCUCCUGGUGCACCCGGUGAAGAUGGAACAAGAGGAGAAGAUGGAGAAGUUGGACCCAGAGGUCUCCCAGGUGAAGCUGGUCCAAGAGGAUUACUGGGCCCCAGGGGCACACCCGGUCCCCCAGGACAACCUGGUGUUGCAGGUGUUGAUGGCCCCCCAGGUCCAAAAGGAAACUUGGGUCCUCAAGGGGAACCAGGACCUCCUGGUCAACAAGGAAUCCCAGGUCCACAAGGGCUUCCUGGUCCACAAGGUCCUAUUGGAGCUCCCGGUGAAAAAGGACCACAGGGCAAGCCUGGCCUUCCGGGACUUGCUGGUUCUGAUGGGCCUUCUGGUCAUCCUGGCAAAGAGGGUCAGUCUGGAGAGAAAGGUGCUUUGGGGCCUCCAGGUCCUCAGGGUCCAAUUGGCUAUCCUGGUCCUCGUGGUGUGAAGGGAGCUGAUGGUGUCCGUGGUCUCAAGGGCUCCAAAGGUGAAAAGGGUGAAGAUGGUUUCCCAGGAUUUAAAGGUGACAUGGGUCUUAAAGGUGACAGAGGUGAAGUUGGUCCACUGGGUCCACGAGGAGAAGAUGGCCCUGAAGGUCCAAAAGGUCGAGCAGGUCCAACAGGGGACCCAGGUGGUGCUGGGCAGGCUGGUGAAAAGGGUAAACUUGGGGUUCCAGGACUGCCAGGAUAUCCAGGAAGACAAGGUCCAAAGGGCUCCACUGGUUUCCCAGGAUUCCCAGGUGCCAAUGGAGAGAAAGGUGCAAGGGGUUUACAUGGCAAACCAGGUCCCAGGGGACAGCGAGGACCAACGGGUCCACGGGGAUCAAGAGGCCCACGAGGUCCCACGGGAAAACCAGGCCCUAAGGGCACUGCAGGCAGUGAUGGUCCUCCUGGCCCACCAGGUGAAAGGGGACCACAAGGGCCUCAAGGACCUGUUGGAUUCCCUGGACCAAAGGGACCUCCUGGGCCACCUGGGAAAGAUGGCUUGCCGGGGCACCCAGGACAGCGGGGUGAGACUGGUUUUCAAGGCAAAACUGGACCCCCAGGCCCUGGUGGUGUUGUUGGACCCCAGGGUCCUACUGGUGAGACUGGCCCAAUUGGUGAAAGAGGUCACCCUGGUCCUCCAGGCCCGCCAGGUGAACAAGGCCUCCCAGGCGCUGCAGGAAAAGAAGGUGCUAAGGGUGACCCAGGCCCUCAAGGUAUCUCUGGAAAAGAUGGACCGCCAGGUCUUCGUGGUUUCCCAGGAGAAAGAGGCCUUCCAGGAGCUCAGGGUCCAGCUGGUCUGAAAGGAGGAGAAGGCCCACAAGGCCCACCUGGCCCAGUUGGUUCUCCAGGUGAACGUGGAUCAGCAGGUACUGCUGGCCCUAUUGGUCUACCAGGCCGUCCAGGUCCUCAAGGUCCUCCAGGCCCAGCGGGAGAGAAGGGUGCUCCGGGUGAAAAAGGUCCUCAAGGUCCGGCUGGACGAGAUGGAGUACAGGGUCCUGUAGGUCUUCCAGGUCCUGCUGGUCCUGGUGGCUCUCCUGGAGAAGAUGGUGACAAGGGUGAAAUUGGUGAACCAGGUCAGAAAGGCAGUAAGGGUGACAAGGGAGAAAAUGGUCCUCCGGGUCCACCAGGUCUUCAAGGUCCUGUUGGUGCCCCUGGUAUAGCUGGAGGUGAUGGAGAGCCAGGCCCAAGAGGUCAGCAAGGAAUGUUUGGGCAGAAAGGCGAUGAAGGUCCACGAGGAUUCCCUGGUCCUCCAGGUCCCAUUGGUCUUCAGGGUCUGCCUGGCCCUCCAGGUGAAAAGGGUGAGAACGGUGAUGUUGGUCCAAUGGGUCCACCUGGUCCUCCAGGUCCAAGAGGUCCCCAGGGUCCUAACGGAGCUGAUGGUCCUCAAGGUCCUCCAGGCUCUAUUGGCUCUGUUGGAGGUGUUGGUGACAAGGGUGAGCCUGGGGAAGCUGGUAACCCUGGACCUCCUGGAGAAUCUGGCACAGGCGGACCAAAAGGUGAAAGGGGAGAAAAAGGUGAGGCUGGUCCACCUGGAGCUGCUGGACCUCCAGGUGCCAAAGGACCUCCAGGUGAUGAUGGGCCUAAGGGUAAUCCAGGCCCUGUUGGUUUCCCCGGAGAUCCUGGUCCCCCUGGUGAACCUGGCCCUGCUGGUCAAGAUGGUACUGGUGGGGAGAAAGGAGAAGAUGGUGAUCCUGGUCAACCUGGUCCACCAGGUCCUUCAGGGGAAGCUGGCCCACCUGGUCCUCCUGGGAAGAGAGGCCCUCCUGGAGCAGCUGGUGCUGAGGGCAGACAAGGUGAAAAAGGUGCAAAGGGUGAACCUGGUUCAGAAGGUGCACCUGGAAAAACAGGACCAGUUGGUCCUCAGGGACCUUCAGGAAAACCUGGUCCAGAGGGUCUCCGUGGUAUUCCUGGCCCUGUGGGAGAACAAGGUCUACCUGGAGCACCAGGUCAGGAUGGACCACCUGGUCCUAUGGGUCCACCUGGCUUGCCUGGACUGAAGGGGGAUCCAGGUUCCAAGGGUGAGAAGGGACAUCCCGGUCUGAUUGGUCUGAUUGGACCUCCAGGAGAACAGGGUGAAAAGGGUGACAGAGGUCUUCCAGGUCCACAAGGGGCUCUCGGAGCCAAGGGCGAUACAGGCAUUCCCGGUCCCGCUGGUCCACUAGGCCCCCCUGGCCCUCCUGGUUUACCUGGUCCUCAAGGUCCAAAGGGUUCCAAAGGAUCCACUGGUCCUGGUGGUCAAAAGGGUGAUGGUGGUUUACCUGGCCCCCCGGGUCCUCCCGGUCCUCCCGGGGAAGUUAUCCAGCCUUUGCCAAUCCAGUCACCCAAAAAGACAAGAAGAUCUCCGGAUUACAUGCUGGCUGAUGCAGCUGAUAACAUCCUGGAUUAUUCUGAUGGCAUGGAGGAAAUAUUUGGUUCACUCAAUUCUCUGAAGCAAGAUAUUGAACAUAUGAAGUAUCCAAUGGGCACUCAGAACAACCCAGCCCGAACUUGCACAGAUCUACAACUCUGCCACCCAGACUUCCCAGACGGUGAAUAUUGGAUUGAUCCUAAUCAGGGCUGCUCUGGAGACUCCUUCAAAGUGUACUGUAAUUUCACAGCGGGUGGCGAAACUUGCAUCUACCCAGAUAAGAAGUCUGAAGGAGUAAGAAUUUCAUCAUGGCCAAAGGAGAAUCCAGGAGCCUGGUUUAGUGAAUUUAAGAGAGGCAAACUGCUUUCCUAUGUGGAUGUUGAAGGCAAUUCCAUUAAUAUGGUUCAAAUGACAUUCCUUAAACUACUGAGUGCCUCUGCCAGACAAAAUUUCACUUACAACUGUCAUCAGUCAGUAGCUUGGCAUGAUGGGUCAUCUGACAGCUAUGACAAAGCACUGAGGUUCUUAGGAUCAAAUGACGAAGAGAUGUCUUAUGACAACAGUCCUUACAUCAAAGCUCUUCAUGAUGGCUGUGCAUCAAGAAAAGGCUAUGCAAAGACUGUGAUCGAAAUCAGUACACCUAAAAUAGACCAAGUGCCUAUUGUUGAUGUGAUGAUUAAUGACUUUGGUGAUCAGAACCAGAAGUUUGGAUUCGAAGUUGGUCCCGUCUGUUUCCUCGGUUAAGUAUAGGCAAAGAGCAGAUCGGCAAACAAGUUGUGCCUAGGUGCUACCGACCCACUUCAUGCCACAUGCAAGUUUUGAUUAAGGAUGGCAUAGAAAAAAAUGUCUUACUGGGUACGUAUGUCUUAUCUAGGAAAUAUCCAUUGCCCUUGUAGGGCCAGAAUCACAUGACUUAAACUUAUUUGGCAAAUCAUGAGGGACAUAAGAGGCUGUGGCAGAGACACACAACAUAGGGAUAGCUUUAUGAAUACUCCCUUUGGAUUCCUUGGUGCUGUAAAACAUGAAUGUCAUGGUGCUCCUUCUAUUUCAACAAAGAGGUGCUAAGGAGGUGUGUUUAAUAAAUUGUAAUUAUUCUAUGUACAGUACUAUACUGUUAUUUGUGUGUCCGUUUCCAAAACUUGCAUGUGUCUCUGAAUUGCAUCUGGCUCUUAUUUUAUAAUUGCAAAACAUUUUUGUCAAUACUGUGUAUGUAUUAUGAAAAAAAAGUUGUAAUUUCCAGUGAAUCCAAUUUAAUUUUUCCGAUUAAUAAUAAAGUCCCUUUGUAUAUAUUGAUGUUGAAAAGCUCUGUUAUUUGAAGUCGCCAACAAAGCUUCGGGUGGCAAAACUGGAAAAUCUUUGGCAAGAAACUCAAAACAACACUUUGCUGAUAUUACUUUGUGAUAAUGAAUUUCAAGAAUGAACACACCCACUGAGGUGCUGUAUUCCAUGGUGCUAUUACCUCAGACUUUUUAUUUUCCUUUUCAGAUUCCAGGAUUUCUUAAGAUACCUGUAUAUACCUAAAAUAAGCAAGUUUAUAUUUGUGGGUGGGAAAAAUGUGUAUGAAAAAGGUGGGGAAAGUAUGUGCAGAGAUCUGUUUAAGUCUAUGUGAAGUAACUAGUAGUUAUAGUUAUCCUUUUUUUAUCUCAUCUGAAUUUGUUUUCAUUGUGCUUCUUUAAACCAUAUAAAUAUUAAAACUUGAUUCAAAACAACUAUUUAUGGAUUUGUGCAGUGUUUACAUAGCUUUUAUGUGAGCAGUGAUGAAUAUUUGCUUCUGAACUGGAUACUAAGUUUCACAUGAUAGCCCAUAUAUUAUUUGCCCAUCCCAUCAAUAUGAAUUCUCUGUUAUUUCAACUUAAGGCCAGGAACACAAUAUGUCUAGGUCAUGUGAUUCUACCUAGUUGCAAAGCAACAUACGAGGGACUGCUAUCUACAGAGCUUGUUUUCUGACCCAAACUGUUACAAUUUGCAAUCCAAAUCUCACAAAAAGGUUGGUUUGGCCUUCCAUCUAAACAUUUUUUUUCAGGUAGUUGGAAGUAGAAAGAACAUUUUAACUUUAAAACACAAAUCCUUUUGUAAUUAUUUUUCAUAAUAUAUGUAAGACUUGAAAAUAAAUGUUUGUUACUAUUUCUUAUAUAAAUUGUUAAAUUAAUUGGUACCAGAUUCCACUCCCUCAUUUCCAACUGGUAUUUUAUACAUGUAAAAGUGAGAUUUAAAAAGUCAUCCUUUUGCUGUUCAGAAUUUCUUUUAUUUUUGAACCAAAGUUUGUAACUGUCACCUCAAAGAGGGAAAAUAUGAAUUUUAUUAAUAAAAUCAAGUCUUGGCUACCUGGA